UCUCCCCACUCCCUCCACUCCACACAAGUCGCUUGAAGAACUUACAACUCUCACGAAGAAUAUGACUUGCUCUGUCUAUUAUAUCACUUUCUUCUUCUUCUUCUUCUUCUUCUUCUUCUUGAACUAUUAUUGUGAGGCUCAAAAUCAAAAGGCUUCAGCUCUGUAUGUGUUCGGAGACUCACUUGUGGAUGUUGGCAACAACAAUUACCUCAAGCUUUCCAUUGUGAAGGCCAACCAUUUUCCUUACGGCAUUGAUUUUCCCUCCAAGAAACCUACCGGAAGGUUCAGUAAUGGCAAAAACGCCGCAGAUUUCAUCGCUGAGGAAUUAGGUUUGCCAACUUCACCACCUUACCUAUCUCUGGUUUCUGAGUCAAAAGCCAACAAAGACAAUGUUUCCAUCGUGGGCGGUGCGAGCUUCGCCUCAGCAGGUGCUGGAAUAUUCGAUGGCUCUGACCAACGUUAUAAGCAGUCAAUUCCUUUGAGGAAGCAAGUGGAUUACUACGUGGAAGCGCACAAUGAAAUGUUAAAGCAAAUAGGAGAGUCAGCUUUACAGGAGCAUCUCUCAAGUUCCAUCUUCACCGUCGUGAUUGGCAGCAACGAUCUCUCCGGCUACUUCGAUUCCUCCAACCUCCGUCACAAAAGCACCCCUCAGCAGUACCUGGAUUCCAUGCUUUUCUCCCUAAGAGCACAGCUACAGAGAAUAUAUGAGAAUGGGGGACGCAAGUUUGAGAUAGCAGGAAUAGGGGCCGUCGGGUGCUGCCCAGCGCGUAGGUUGAAGAACAAUACAGAAUGUGAAGCAGAAAUCAAUUUCUGGGCACUCAAAUACAAUGAAGGCCUCAAAUCAAUGUUACAGGAAUGGCAAUCCCAGAACCAUGGUCUUGCCUACACUUUCUUUGAUACCUACGCCGCCAAUGACGAUCUCAUUCUCAAUCCUUCCACUCAUGGAUUUUCUGAGGUAAGAGCAGCAUGCUGUGGGCUAGGGGAGCUGAGAGCUCGGGCUCCAUGCUUGCCAGUGACCAAAUUUUGUUCCAACAGAAAAGAUCACGUCUUCUGGGAUCAGUACCAUCCUACCGAAACAGCUUCUCGUAUCCUCGUCGAUAAAAUUUUCAAUGGACCAUCACAAUACACUUCACCAAUUACUUUGAAAGAGCUUCUACACCUCUGAAUUACUUGGCUUUAACCAUAUUAAUUAAAUUUCAGUCAAAAAAAACCAUAUUAAUUAAAUUCCUCUUGUUUCUUCUA
Prosopis cineraria is the source of this 1242-nucleotide messenger RNA. RefSeq names its product GDSL esterase/lipase At5g55050. Gene Ontology annotation, molecular function: hydrolase activity, acting on ester bonds. Bases 62 to 1165 code for a protein of 367 amino acids. The transcript has 5 exons. NCBI's taxonomy places the organism in Eukaryota, Viridiplantae, Streptophyta, Magnoliopsida, Fabales, Fabaceae. The record is from RefSeq and is a predicted model, not a curated record.